UUGCGUGAUUGCGCCAGAAGGCAGGCGUCUGUUGACAGGAGGAAGGACGGGACUGAUCGGUCGGCGGGCAGGUCGGUGAGAAAGCAGCGGACCGUCAUGGACAGGACGGCCGUGGUAAAGGUCGGAGCAGCGGCCAGCGCUAGUGUGUGUGCUUUGUUCGGCGGCGUGGUUCUUGCCCAGUACAUCGUCGCCAAAAAGAAGCGAGCUGGAAAGAAAACCAGGAUCAUAGAAAUGAUGCCUCAAUUUGAGAAAACCACGGUCCACAUGAAGGACCAUGGGAAGGUGGAGGACAUCAUUUGCGGUCUCAUCAAAGGAGGAGCUUCCAAACUGCAGAUCAUCACAGACUUUGACAUGACGUUAAGCAAAUUCUCAGUUAACGGCAAGCGUUGUCCAACGUGUCACAAUAUCAUUGAUAACUGCAAACUGGUAACAGAAGAGUGCAGGGGUAAGCUGCUAGCGCUGAAGAAUAAAUAUUAUCCCAUUGAGAUCGACCCUCAACUCACCAUGGAGGAGAAAUACCCGUUUAUGGUGGAGUGGUAUUUCAAUUCUCACCGACUGCUUGUGGAGCAGCGGUUAGAGAGGGACAAGCUGCCAGAGGUGGUCAGAGAGUCUGAUGUUGCCCUCAGAGAUGGCUUUGAGCAGUUCUUUGACCGCCUGCAUCAGCACAAUGUGCCUGUGUUCAUUUUCUCUGCUGGCCUAGGAGAUGUCCUAGAGGAAAUCAUGCGCCAGGCAGGAGUGUAUCACCCCAACGUCAAGGUCGUCUCCAACUUCAUGGACUUUGAUGAAAAUGGCAUCUUGAAGGGAUUUAAAGGUGAGCUGAUCCAUGUGUACAACAAACACGACGGUGCCCUGCGGAACUCAGAGUACUUCAAACAAAUCAAAGAGUACUCCAACAUCAUCUUGCUGGGCGACUCACUGGGGGACCUAAGCAUGGCUGAUGGUGUGACCAAUGCGGAGAACGUCUUAAAGAUUGGCUUCCUCAAUGACAAGGUGGAAGAGCGACUUGACAAAUAUCUGGACUCUUAUGACAUAGUUCUGGUGAAGGACGAGACAUUGGAAGUCCCAAAUGCCAUCCUCCAGAAGAUUCUUUAAGUCCACCUCUGAGCUGACCGCAAACCCACACCACACCCAGUCCACCUCUCUGUCCCCCCUUCAAUCUGGAGCCAGUUAGGCUUGACGCCCUUUUUAACCAGCUCCACUCUCUGUCUCAGCACAUCACCCUUUGACAGGCUUUUAAAAAAGACAUUUCACAUCUUGUAAAUGAAGUCCACUCAGCAUCAACAGACUGUCUCUGGUGUGUUUUGUCUGUUGCAGUUGUUUCUGAUGUUUUUUUUUUCUCUAUAUAUAUUUUUAUGAAAUAAUAACAUCUGAAUAUUUGCACAGUAUUGUUAUCAUAGCUUUUUCUAGGAGUAUUUUUAUUAUGGUGAUGUUUCAAUACCAUGUAUGAGGUGCCCACAGAUGGAUGAAACAGUUUGGUUUUUCUUCUUUUUUUUUUUUUGAGCUAUCCCAGCAUCCCUGUCACCUCAUUUACUCUACUUUUGCAACUUGGCAGUAAGAUGUCAUUCUAGCCAGUCUUGCAACGUAAGCUGUUGUUGUUAGACAUGCCACAUAUCUGUACAGGUAAAGCUUAAAGGUUGGGAAAGUAAUUAAGAACAUUUAUUAACGGACCUUUUUAUCAGUAAUACCAUUUUUUCAAUCUCUUGCUUGGUUACAGAAGCAUCAGCAGCCAGUAUUGGGUUUUUGUUUUUUUGUUGGUUUUUCUUUUAGAUAAAGAAGAGAGAUUUGGGGUGUCAACAUGAAACUCAUGUGAUGAUGAGAAAUUAGAUGAAAAGCACUUUAAAUUCUAUGUAUGGGGAAAUCAAGUCUCCUGUAGAUGUGCAGAGGUGGCACCGUUUUGAUUUAUGGAUGUUGGAACAGGUUCUAAGGCCAUGUUUACAUGCGUUCAAUUUUUAUCCAAAUGUGCUCAUUCAUACUUAUUUCCACCUGUUGUAAUGCUACAACUGAAACAUUUAUGGCAAAUGCCAUUUUUGAUUAAGGAGAUAGCUUACACGGAUCUCUUACUCAAGUAUUCUCUGUGCCAGAGAUAAAGGUUACAGAAGUAUUAACUAAUGCUGAAGUAUACCUGUAGUUGUCAUUACCGGGUUUACCGGGAACUAAAAAGCCAUAAUAAUUCCCAAAAAUAUGGCACCUUAAGCUUCUCUAUUGAAAUAAAUAUUACAUUAUUUAUGAAGAAAUAUAGUUUAUUUCACAGUUUCAGUAAAGAAAGAAGUCACCUGCUGUCUAUGGCCCACAAAAACCCAGCAUAAGACCUGUUAAAUGUAAUGUGUUUUAUCACCUUUACAUUCUCAAUGAGCACUACCUCUAAAAUAUUCAUCUUUAUGUUUUGGGAGGUUCAGAACUAAAACGUCUCAACGUGUUGUGUAGAAUGUUGAAUUUGUUUGUGGUUUAAAUGUGCUGCUAUCACCUGCAUGUUGCCUUUUGUUAUUGUUCAGUUUAUGUUAAAGACACGGGACACUUAAAAAGAUAUAUCACUAAAAUAUAGAAUACUGGCAUACUGUAAAUGUGGGCAUUGUAUCAAAAUGUAUAUUAUUUUACUGCAUUUGGAGAUAUUUUCAGAAGUUUAGACUGGUGUGUUUUAUUUUUAUAAGCGGAAAGGCUUUAUUUUAUGGUGUGAAAAGAAAACAUAAUAAAGUCAUUGUUGUCAGGCCGUGCGUGGACAGCAGACUGGAUUAACUUAACUGAAAGCUUUGGGUUCAUUGGGAUUUUAAUGUGGAUCAUGUAAUGUAGGACAAGUGUUUCUCUUAAAUAUUCGCUAUGGUUUACUAGACUAUGCUUUAAAUGAUGGGACAUUUGCAUAAUUGUGAAGAAGUGUUGUGAUCCAUCAGUUAGUUCAAACAGAUACAUUGGGAUGUGGCUAUUGCGUAUAAAUGUUGUAUUCACCUGUUUGUAAUCAGAGUUAUCAAAAAAUGGCAAAUUUACUAAUAAAUAUAAUAUGGCCUUGUAUAAAACAGAA
Messenger RNA from Neolamprologus brichardi, 3013 nucleotides. RefSeq names its product 5'-nucleotidase, cytosolic IIIA (gene nt5c3a). The record is from RefSeq and is a predicted model, not a curated record. NCBI's taxonomy places the organism in Eukaryota, Metazoa, Chordata, Actinopteri, Cichliformes, Cichlidae. Gene Ontology annotation, molecular function: 5'-nucleotidase activity; magnesium ion binding. Gene Ontology annotation, cellular component: cytoplasm.